CUAUCGCUAGGAAGAUGAAAAGGCCUUAUCCCCGCCAUCGCCGUGGGUUUUUUCGCGACCCUCCCACUGUGCUCCAGCCCUCGACCAGCCCUCGACCAGCCCUCGAUAAUGCAUGCCCGUCGACGUCACGACUUGCCCGUCUGCCCGCCCAAACUCGUCCUCCGCGCCUGUCAAAUCGCCCGGAACCCGUGUCGGCUGCAUGUCUGCAGCAUCAAGUGUGCAGGAUUCUGCUGCUGGCCUGUUCGGACCUGUCCUAACCUGCCACUAUUGCCUGCCAGCCUCUCACCCCUCGGAUCAGGCUUGGCCCGUUUUGAUAAGAGGGCACUGAUCCACUAUCGCUGGCCAGGCAUGAUGUGGUGGCGGCCCGCUGUCGUGCAUCCCUGUCCAAACGUUCGUCCGGCCGGUUGUGGUGGAGCGACGAAAAGGGGCUUGAUGGCGGUGCAAGCCCCCGGUAGAGCCUCAGCUUCGGAUGCGCCGGGAUGCGAAAGGCUCGCCAAUCACAGUGCCGCUGCUGCUUUGGCCUUGUCUCUGCUGCAGAAUUCGAUUGCAUCCUUCGAUUCCGAGCCGCGGUGGAGCUGCUUUCUCCUUCGCGAGCCCUGUCUGCCUGCGGUGCCUGCAUUACCAAGCCACGUCAAGCCUAAUGACGGCGUUCCCCAUGAGGCCCAUGCCUGCAACACCAGCCAGCAUGGGCCCUGGUCCGAGAUGAAAUCAAGAAUAGCUCCUGGCACGCUAGCUGCGAGGCCUUGACGACGGGAGAAACGUCGAGAAGUUAGGGGACAGUCUUGGCUACGUGGACGGUCUUGAGGCGUGAGGCUAACCUUUGAAGAGCUAUAUGCCAAGUAAGUAGAAAAGUACAUAACCUACAUAG
Molecule: messenger RNA, 868 nt
Organism: Mytilinidion resinicola
Lineage: Eukaryota; Fungi; Ascomycota; Dothideomycetes; Mytilinidiales; Mytilinidiaceae
Exons: 1
Coding region: 109-747 (212 amino acids)
Source: RefSeq, a predicted model, not a curated record